AUCAAUCUCGCACGGGUAUUCAUGACGCUGUGGCUGCUGCUGGCAUUUUCUUCAGGUUUCUCCCUGGCAAAAUGGCUGUGGAAAAGCGCUUGGCAUAUUCUAUUGUGCAGUUCCUCAGAGAUCAGACAAACUGUGGCUCGCUGAAUUCAGGUGAACAGGAGAGCCUGGAAGUUGCAAUACAGUGUCUGGAGACCACAUACAAGAUCCGCUCGAGUGACUUCGAUCUUGACAGCACCCAGCCACUGAGAGAGAUAUUCCUCAAUUCCCUUCUCAAAAAUGAUAUCGUUCUGUUAUCUGAAUCGUCUCCAUCCCCAGAGGACAUUGAAAGAGCUGAACAGCUUAAAAAUGAAGGGAAUAACCACAUGAAAGAGGAAAAUUAUAGCAGUGCUGUGGACUGUUAUACAAAAGCCAUUGAGUUGGAUCAAAUAAAUGCUGUUUAUUACUGUAACAGGGCUGCAGCACACAGUAAACUUGGAAACUACACUAAGGCCACAGUCGAUUGUGAACGAGCGAUUGUGAUUGACACCUCAUACAGUAAAGCUUAUGGCAGAAUGGGAUUGGCUCUAACGUCUAUGAGCAAGUAUCCAGAGGCAAUAUCUUAUUUUCAAAAAGCACUGGUGUUAGAUCCUGAAAAUGACACCUACAAAUCAAACCUAAAGAUUGCAGAGCAAAGACAAAAAGAAGCAUCCAGCCCUACGGCCGCAGGACUGGGGUUUGACAUGGCCAGUCUCAUUAAUAACCCUGCUUUCAUUAGCAUGGCCGCCAGCGUGAUGCAAAACCAGCAAGUUCAACAACUUAUGUCAGGCAUGAUGUCCAACGCAGCUGGUGUUGGAGGAUUAUCUGACAUAUCCAGUCUCAUUGAAGCCGGGCAGCAGUUUGCUCAGCAGAUCCAGCAGCAGAACCCAGAGCUGAUCGAGCAGCUGAGGAAUCACAUCCGGAGCCGCUCCUUCAGCGGCAGUGCAGAGGAACACUCCUGAUCCAUGCAGGUGUAUAUAGGGUUAAGAAGCAAGGGAUGGCAGGCAGAAGGGAAGAGUUGUGAGUGUAAUCAUUACAUUCUUCAAUUCAGCAGCACCAGACAUGGUCAACGUGGCACUUUAUAUAGAUGCAUCAGGGAAGAAAAGGAAAAACACAUUAACAAUCGAUGUUAAGACCUGACUGAGGUUUCUUUGUGUUUGUCUGUUGUUUUAUGAAUGUAGCUGGCAAUGACACACCAGAGUUGUGUUUAUUUUAAAUACUAAAUGACCAGACAUAAUGUUGUGCCUAUUAAUCUUAGAUGUGGGGGAAUGGUCAUUAAUAUCAAAGAAAAUGUAACAGGAUAGUUCACCCAUGAAGAACAUUUCAGUCAACACUUACUGUUCAUCUUGUUCUAACUUUUCCUUGCAUGGAACAAAAAAGAACAACAACACGAGAGUGAGUAAAUGAUGACAGAAAUUUCAUUUUUAGGUUAACUAUACUUUUAACACAUUAUCUACACAUUACAUAUACUGUUCGUUUUAGGAACAAGAGACAUCAAUGUGUGAUAAAUAACCACUAUAUUUGCUGCGUCACCAGUCCUGUUUAAGUUGUUUAUUCAUCAUUAAUGACUAUGAAAUAAUGUUGCUGUAAUAGCAUAUUCAUAAUCUCAGCAUUUGCAUUUUAUUUUGCAUGCUCAUAAUCUGAUAUUUGCAGUCAGAUGUGUGAUUUAAUCUUAUGA
Messenger RNA from Xyrauchen texanus (razorback sucker), 1693 nucleotides. Its product is annotated as small glutamine-rich tetratricopeptide repeat-containing protein beta-like. Gene Ontology annotation, molecular function: protein binding; molecular adaptor activity. Gene Ontology annotation, cellular component: membrane; TRC complex. The coding region runs from base 72 to 977 and encodes 301 amino acids. NCBI's taxonomy places the organism in Eukaryota, Metazoa, Chordata, Actinopteri, Cypriniformes, Catostomidae. The transcript has 12 exons. Gene Ontology annotation, biological process: post-translational protein targeting to endoplasmic reticulum membrane. The record is from RefSeq and is a predicted model, not a curated record.